This is a messenger RNA of Camelina sativa (false flax), 390 nucleotides long. The record is from RefSeq and is a predicted model, not a curated record. Lineage: Eukaryota; Viridiplantae; Streptophyta; Magnoliopsida; Brassicales; Brassicaceae.
AUGACAGACAUCGAUUUAGAACAAGGGGGAGCUUUUGGAUAUCACCACCGGAGGUCAUUGGACGGAAGUGACGCCAGCGUUUAUUAUUCAGACGGGGAAGACGUGACGUCAUGCUACUCUUACUUCUAUUCGACGACUGGAGGAUCGUACGAAUACGAAGGAGAUCAGUCUAGGAAAGUGUCGUCCGUGAUGAGUUCUUCUUCGGAGAUAGACGAUGGUGAUGAUAAUGAUGCGACGGCGCCACCGGAGAAAGAUUGUCGUAUAUGUCAUUUGGGAGUGGAAACGAGCGGUGGAGGUGCCAUUGAGUUAGGGUGUUCGUGUAAAGAAGAUUUGGCUGUUGCUCAUAGACAAUGCGCUGAGACUUGGUUCAAGAUCAAAGGCGACAAGUAA